AUGGCUACAUUCGAGACCAAGGAUCAGCCCGCUCACGCCAUCGAGGACGAGCGCUCACAAGAACCGCCGAACGAUGAAGUUCCGGACACGAAAUCAGGUGUUCGCCUUACGAAGAAUGAAGUCUUGGCCAGUGCAAAAUACAGGACUGGCGACGUGGUGCAUACGGCGACAAUUACAAACGGCCAACGUAUCAAGAGUAUUUUUACCAUUCACGCCGCGGUUUACAACCCCAAGGGCUGGGUGGAAUACCAGGUGCUAGAUUCUCUCUCGCAUCAGCUGUACAGACACGGUGCUGGUAUCCGUGAGAAGGAUCUGAGGCCCGGUGCCUGA
Messenger RNA from Didymella exigua CBS 183.55, 330 nucleotides. RefSeq lists its product as uncharacterized. The transcript has 3 exons. The record is from RefSeq and is a predicted model, not a curated record. NCBI's taxonomy places the organism in Eukaryota, Fungi, Ascomycota, Dothideomycetes, Pleosporales, Didymellaceae. The coding region runs from base 1 to 330 and encodes 109 amino acids.